This is a messenger RNA of Micropterus salmoides (largemouth bass), 1460 nucleotides long. RefSeq names its product interleukin-18-like. Gene Ontology annotation, molecular function: cytokine activity. Lineage: Eukaryota; Metazoa; Chordata; Actinopteri; Centrarchiformes; Centrarchidae. The transcript has 7 exons. Gene Ontology annotation, biological process: inflammatory response; immune response. Bases 178 to 789 code for a protein of 203 amino acids. The record is from RefSeq and is a predicted model, not a curated record.
UCUCGUUCUUUCACAAAAAGACAUCGCGUGAGGGUUUUUUCAGUCUGUCCGAGGAGCAUCAGCGAGGGGCGAGUCAGGCAGCGAGUGAGUGGAGAGUGUGAACGUCCCGUCUGAGGAGAGAGACCCCCCCCGGAACUGUCCACCGCAUCUCUGAAGUUUUUUCCCCAGGUCUUCCUGAUGGCUGCCGACGGCUGCAUCCCUACUAAAUUUGUCAAUAUGAGUGAGAACUCCUUUUACUUCGAAGAUGCUGAAACAGAUUGGGAUGAGGACACUUACCAGCUUUCCAAUAAGCACUGUAAACAUUUGAUCCGAAGCAAGGACAACAAAUGCCUGCUUUUAAAUGAUGACAGUAAAUUUCAAGCCGAAAACCUAACUAAAAGUCAGCAAACACAUCCUGAGUGUCAAUUCAACAUCCGCAGAUACAAUAACAGCAACAUGGACCAAAGUAAUAAGAGGGCAGUCAUGCUGUAUGCUGUUAUUGAUGGCAAGAAGAUGGUGGCAUGCUGCAGCGAGAAGCAUGAAAUUGAUCCUGAGGCAAUGGAGCUUCCAGACAAAAUUGAGGAAACUGCACACAAGGCUUUGUUCUACCUGAUACCUCUCACUGGACAAACAAACAAGUUUAUGUUUGAGUCAUCUUUGUACCCGUCUAAAUUCCUGGGAUUUGAGCCUAUAGAGUCGAAUCCCUCUCUUAACAAGCUGGUCCUGCGUCACAAAGUGGAUCAAGUAGAUGAGAGUUGCGAGGUUUCUCUUUCUGAUUGUAAUGCAUCCCAACAUACCAUUUGUCUGUAAGGAUUAAUUGCUAAAUGGACAGCCUGCAGUACUGCUGGCUGCAAAGUUUCUGGGGGUUUCCCGUACAUGCAGUUUCACAAAGACAAGACUUGUGGGGUACCACUCACACAGUGAGGAGGAUCACUAAAACCCAACUAGGAUGACUGAUGAGUUUAGCAAGUCUAUUUGGGUGUGAAUGCUGCAAGCAUUCGCAUCCUAUGUUGUUGCUAACUGUAGUGAAGAUACUCACUUUAUUUUUGUUCACUUCCUUCACCUCACUUCUUUUAGUUCCUGUUCUUAUCACUGAUUGGCUCCCACUUCCACCUUUUAUUUCUUCCAAUUCAGAUGAGGCAUUUGUCAACAUAAUGAGGGAAGAGAAAGACACACGAGUUGAUCGAUCUGAAAGAAAGCAAACAUAAGAUUAGAAACUAAACUCACAUGUCCAUUUCAAGGAAAUAAGGAGACAGACAUCUAAACUAAGUUUUCAUAAACAUAGGAUCAAACUAAAGAGUAAAUUAAACUUCUUACCAGAACUGCUGCCCGAUGUGGAAGUGAAAGAGUGAGAGAAAGGGAGUGCAGUCCUUAAAUAGUGUGAACAGAUGAACUCAAUCAACUCAAUUAGGAGAAAUGAAAGGUGGAAGUGGGAGCAGUGAUAUAAAGGAAGUGAACAAAAAUAAAGAUAAAGUGAGUAU